Molecule: messenger RNA, 1439 nt
Organism: Corylus avellana
Lineage: Eukaryota; Viridiplantae; Streptophyta; Magnoliopsida; Fagales; Betulaceae
Product: alpha-soluble NSF attachment protein 2
Biological process (GO): SNARE complex disassembly; intracellular protein transport
Cellular component (GO): vacuolar membrane; SNARE complex
Molecular function (GO): soluble NSF attachment protein activity; syntaxin binding
Source: RefSeq, a predicted model, not a curated record
AUCAAAGCUAGUUGAGUUGCAAGUGGAAGGAGAAAUCUCUGAGCAAAAGAGAAGAAAAUAAAACACAAGGUUCUAGAGAUGCAUUUGCUCAUUGAAGAGCUUAUUAUUUGAUGGCAGUGAGCCUUGUUGCAGCUUGUAAUUCUUCAUCUAUGGUGGGCGAGCGAAACAAAGAGAGAGAGGGUGUUGUUUCUUCUCCAAUGAAGUAACAUUUGCCUUUUCAGUGGAGAGGAGCUCAGGCCAAACAAUUGAUUUGGAGAAGAAAAUUCUGAGUAAUCAAAUGGGGGAUCAGAUAGCUCGAGCAGACGAGUUCGAGAAGAAAGCAGAGAAGAAGCUCAACGGCUGGGGAUUGUUCGGCUCCAAGUAUGAAGACGCCGCCGAUCUCUUCGACAAAGCUGCUAAUUCCUUUAAGCUCGGCAAAUCCUGGGAGAAGGCUGGAGCAACAUAUAUAAAGUUGGCAAACUGCCAUUUAAAGUUGGAAAGCAAACAUGAAGCUGCCCAAGCUUAUGUUGAUGCUGCUCAUUGCUAUAAGAAAGCAUCUGUGAAUGAGGCCAUAUCUUGCUUAGAUCAGGCAGUAAAUCUGUUUUGUGAUAUUGGAAGGCUCAGCAUGGCUGCAAGAUACUUCAAGGAAAUUGCUGAAUUGUAUGAGUCCGAACACAACAUUGAGCAGGCUAUUGUUUACUUUGAAAAGUCAGCUGACUUCUUCCAAAAUGAAGAAGUAACAACUUCUGCCAAUCAGUGCAAGCAGAAAGUCGCACAAUUUGCUGCUCAACUAGAACAAUAUCCGAAGUCGAUUGAGAUUUUUGAACAGAUAGCACGACAGUCAAUGAAUAAUAACUUGCUGAAGUAUGGAGUUAAAGGACACCUUCUUAAUGCUGGCAUUUGCCAACUCUGCAAAGGUGAUGUUGUGGCAAUUAGCAACGCAUUAGAGCGAUAUCAGGAACUGGAUCCAACUUUUUCUGGAACACGUGAAUACCGAUUCUUAGCAGAUAUUGCUGCUGCAGUUGAUGAGGAAGAUGUUGUGAAGUUUACUGAUGUAGUCAAAGAAUUUGAUAGCAUGACUCCGCUGGAUUCCUGGAAGACAACUCUUCUUUUAAGGGUGAAGGAAAAGCUGAAGGCCAAAGAACUGGAGGAAGAUGAUCUUACCUGAAAUUUUUUUUCCCUAAAAGCUUCGGUGGUUUUGCUUUUCAUUCUUGAUGAUUGCAUUGUAUUUUGUGCUUGUGUCCAGUUGCCCUUCCUCUACGAUGGCUACCGAUACUAAAAUGUACUUGAAUUGGGUGUUAAAUCUGUGUAGGUAUGCAUGAGUUUGUGUCAUGAGUUUGUAGUUCGAAUCUGGCCUAGUUUUUCUACUGGUUUUCAUUAAGAUUUUUUAUGUUGGAAAAGAAUGAGAACCCUAAAUGGAGGAUACAAUCGAUUUCAUAAAUUAAGGGGCGAUGAUCAUA